CGUAUUAAAAAUGGAAGAUGAUGCUCCAAUGAAUCUCUGUAAUGAACAGUUCGAAGAAAUUGAAGAUAGUCCCAUUGAUGACAAUGAUAAUGAAUCAUUCUACAAUGCUGAUGGUGAUGUAGAACUCGAAGAAGAGGAAGUACACGAGACACCGAAAAACUUCAAAAAUGGUGGUCGCUUCAAAACAAACAUGACUAAUCCAAAGGUUAAUGACCUGACAACGAUUGAGGAGAAAAAUGAAGAUUUGCGAUCUGCCGCUAGCUCGCGCAGUGCGAGUCGUCCAGCCAGCGUGAUGAGCGAUAAGUCGUUUUCUAGUCAAUUUGAGUUUCAAAGUGGUGGAGAGAAUGCCAUUGAAGAAUACACUAAUCAGGUUUUUGCUGAUGAAAACAAAGCUGACCUGCUUUUUCCUGAAACUUCAAAAUUUAUGAACGGAGCAUCGCCGCCUAAAGACAAGCAUCACUCCUGGGAGCCGUCCAUACACCAUUAUGAUAAGCAACCACCUCCCGACAUUCAAACAAAUUCGCCCGUCUUCGGAAACUUGAAUCAUCGAAAAAAUAAAUUGAUUCCCCAAGCUAGAGCAAAGCCAGGAGCCAAUGACAACGAAAUCGUGGAGAGGGAUAAUGACGAAAAUGUGCCGACAACAUCUGAUAAAUCGGCAUUUAUCACAUCACCGAUGAAUUCCACAAAUCACGACGAGAAAACGAGCACUCCUAAAAGACCAACUAAUCGGAAAAUCGGUCAAUACCAAGGGCCUAAUUUCGAUUUAUCAAGCAUCUACGUUGGUAGUCCACAACACCAGAAUACAUCAAUCUCUACGGGACAACAGAUGCCGACUUCGUCUUAUUCGCAUGCACAUUCUGAAACAAUGAUGACAAAUCAAACUAUUAAUGAGUCAAUGGUUCGAAGAGUGCUCAAUGGAAACAAUAAGAAUCAAGAUCUGUUCGCAGCAUUAGAAGAAGCUCGUAAAAGAAGAGCUGCUCAACCGUCGAAGCCAGAUUUCAGAAUAAACACUACGCGAACUCGUGUUCCUAUAAAGCCAACAUCUGCACGACAUUCUGGAAAUGUCGUAUCCUCGACGUCCAACGACAACACAACUGCAGCAUCAUCCAAAGAUUUGACGACGAGCCGAAAAGCGAUGGAGACUUUUAGGCAGAAUGCAUCAAUGGCAGAUGCCACUAAUUCUAAUACAGCAAGCAUGACGAGUAUCUUGAGCACAAUCUCCACUGCAAGGACGGAUAUUAGUCGUUCAUCUCGUAAUCAUGGUGGUGGUUUUUCGAACACAUCCGUCUCUACCGUCAUUCCGGCCAAUAAUGGCAAUGUUUCACUGUCCCAUGGACGCGAUGGACGGGAUUCGGUCAGUUCGGUGCGCACAAUGUCCCGUGCUUCUUCGACCUCGACGGUAUAUGCAGGAUCCACAUUUUCUGGAGUAUCAAAGCCAUUGCGAAUUCAUGCUAAACGCGUGGCAUUCGGUUGUGUUGCAGUCGGCGAGACAUUGAGAGUUGAAGUCGAAGUGGAAAACAUUUCCGAUCGUCAGUGUCUUGUUCGAGCCAGUACGGAUAGUACCACACCAGUUUAUCAAAUCCUUGACAACAAGCUAACUAUGGUUGAUCCAAAAAAGAGUAUCAAGUUUCAAGUAUCCUUUUCUCCUAGUUCUGUCGGACGUUAUCAAGUUAUUAUGAGUAUCGAAGUACCGGCACAAAAUUUUAUACAUAAGAUUCCGAUGUGGGGUAAUGGUGGAAUUGCGAAGUUCGUGCCCACUUCGCCAGAUUUGCAACAAACUAUAAAUCAGUCAGAGUAUGCAAUGUGCACCUCAUGCGCAAAACGAAUCUCUUUUAAGAUCAGCAACUCUGCAGGAACAAGAGACGGCUUUGCGAUGAUUAAAGUGUUCGACUCAGCGAUGCGACAGCUUCCAGACGGAUGUGUAGCUUUCUUUCCUGCACCCGGUUUCAUUGUAAAGAAAAAAUCGGAUAAGCGUGUUGACAUUCGCAUCGACUCAUCUUAUAUUGAUCUUCACGAUGAAAACAAUUUUCGUACAUCGUCUUCGCUUUCGACAGCCUCAACAACAUCCUCAUUCCAGCGACGUAUUCUUCCUGGAGCCAAAUUCUUUGUGCAUGUCGUUUGGGGUGAAGAAACCAUGCGAACCAGACUUCGAUUGCUAGAAGUUCGCACAGGACAGCAUCAACUAAUCGAUGGUCAUGACUUCACAUCUUUCCAAUUUUCCGAUGAAGAAGUUCUUCGUGCUGUUCCAGUUGGAUUCCCCGCUAUCAAGCCCGAGGACCGUGAUCUGUUCGCUGCUUCUUAUCGUAGUUUCUUCAUCAAUUUUUUCACUUCUACAACUGAAUUCCGUGCUGCUACAAGCCGGAAGAAGAAAGAGAUAUGCAGCAACGACGACUCUACUCUACUCGAGACAACAGCUUUCCGUAAUCAGACAUUUGUCAACGACGUUACAAUUGUUCCCAAUACAAGAUUUUCGAAUAGAAAGUAAAAUCUUAACCUAACUUUCCAAAUAUUCUCUGAUUUCUGUCCAGGCUUCGAAAAAAUUCACGGUUCUGUAAAAUGUAGGUUUCAAUUUCAAUAAAGUGGUGAUGAAGUUUU
Molecule: messenger RNA, 2595 nt
Organism: Caenorhabditis elegans
Lineage: Eukaryota; Metazoa; Nematoda; Chromadorea; Rhabditida; Rhabditidae
Gene: spd-2
Product: Spindle-defective protein 2
Exons: 8
Coding region: 11-2485 (824 amino acids)
Cellular component (GO): centriole; centrosome
Source: RefSeq, marked reviewed